AUGGCCUCAAACGACUUCCCGGCCUCUGAGAAGCCCGAGGCCUUAAAUUCCAAAGAUUCUUCAAUCAAAGACGAAGCCGGUCUACAGAAAGGGAAGAACGAACGAGAGCGUGGUGCCGAUGCCCACGCCGAACAUGCCUCCAACUCCGACGCAAACAGUCACUCCGACUCGCCCAAACUACGUACUGGCGGUAAACCCGAACUCACAGAAGAUGACUGCUACGAUAAACUUGGCUUCUGCUUCCCAUUCUGGAAAAAAUGGUCUAUCCUCAGCGUCAUCUUCGUCGUUCAGAUGUCCAUGAACUUCAACACUGGUGUCUAUGCCAACGCCGUGACGGGCAUGACGGAGGAAUUCCAUAUCAGCGAGCAAGCAGCCCGAGUCGGUCAGUGUGUUUUUCUCGUUGCAUACGCCUUCGGAUGUGAGCUGUGGGCGCCAUGGAGCGAGGAGUUCGGCCGCUGGCCCAUCAUGCAGCUCUCCCUCUUCUUGGUGAACAUCUGGCAAAUCCCCUGUGCCCUCGCACCCAACUUCGGCACCAUCGUCGUGUGUCGUAUCCUUGGUGGCCUCAGUUCAGCCGGAGGCUCUGUCACCCUCGGCAUGACAGCUGAUAUGUGGGAAGCCGACGACCAAGGCUUCGCUGUAGCCUUCGUGGUGCUCUCCUCCGUCGGCGGCUCGACAGUAGGCCCAUUUUUCGGCGGCUUCAUCGGUGAAUGGCUCUCCUGGCACUGGGUCUUCUGGAUCCAGUUAAUAGUCGGAGCCGUAACGCAAAUAAUGCACUUCUUCAUCGUGCCCGAAACACGCGCAACAAUCUUAAUCGACCGCGAAGCCAAACGCCGCCGCAAAGCAGGCGAAAACAUCUGGGGGCCAGACGAAUUAAAAACCCCUCGUCUAGACCUCCACGACGUCCUCCGCAUCUGGAUCCGACCCUUCGAAAUGUUCCUCCGCGAACCAAUCGUCCUCUUCCUCUCCCUCCUCUCCGGUUUCUCAGACGCCCUAAUCUUCGUCUUCACCGAAUCCUUCACCCUAGUCUUCGAGCAAUGGAACUUCUCAACCCUAGCAGUAGGCCUAACCUUCGGCUCAAUCCUAAUCGGCUACCUAAUAGCCUACAUAAUCUUCCUGCCUGACGUCUACCGCCAAAUGAAAAUCCGCCGCGAAAACGGCGCAGCAAGCCGCCUCGCCGAACGCCGUCUCCUCCUGCUGCUCUUCAUAGCUCCCCUCGAACCAAUCGGCCUCCUAGGCUUCGCCUGGACAUCAAUGGGUCCACCCAUCCCCUGGGUCGCACCCUGCAUCUUCGCCUGCCUAAUCGCAAUGGCAAACUACGCCAUAUACAUGGCAACAAUCGACUACAUGGUCGCAGCCUACGGGCCAUACUCAGCAUCAGCAACAGGCGGCAAUGGUUUCGCGCGGGAUUUCCUAGCGGGUAUUGCCACUAUGUAUUCGACGCCCAUGUACCAGAAUAUAGGGAGCAAGUAUCACCUCCAGUGGGCGAGUACGUUGCUGGGAUGUGUUGGGUUCUUGGUGUUGAUUCCGAUUUAUGUCUUCUAUUGGAAGGGUCCUACUAUUCGGGCUAAGAGUAAGUUUGCGCAGCAGCUUGCUGCUGAUCGUGAGAGGCAUUCUGAGUCGAGGAGGGUUAGUUAUACGCGUGGGUCUCUUGGUGCGUGA
This is a messenger RNA of Penicillium canescens, 1659 nucleotides long. RefSeq lists its product as uncharacterized. NCBI's taxonomy places the organism in Eukaryota, Fungi, Ascomycota, Eurotiomycetes, Eurotiales, Aspergillaceae. Gene Ontology annotation, biological process: transmembrane transport. The record is from RefSeq and is a predicted model, not a curated record. The transcript has a single exon. The coding region runs from base 1 to 1659 and encodes 552 amino acids. Gene Ontology annotation, molecular function: transmembrane transporter activity.